This is a messenger RNA of Lodderomyces beijingensis, 1170 nucleotides long. Lineage: Eukaryota; Fungi; Ascomycota; Pichiomycetes; Serinales; Debaryomycetaceae. The record is from the annotation of a GenBank genome assembly.
AUGAGCGACAAACGACCCACUACAGCAUUGCAGAGAGUAUUUGGUAAAUUCGCCCUGAUAUCGGGCUUUGGUUGUGGCAACAACACGUCGCAGCUGCACACCGAUGCGAAUGUGGCUGACGAUAGCAGUGCCAAGAUUGCCCGCUCGUCCUCUUAUAGGAUCCAUCAGCGAGUUAGUAAACUCAUCAAGUUGAACAAUAGAACGAAAAAGAUGGAGCAGGAGUUGUUGAGUGAUUUGAGCUUGUGGCUGGAGUCUAUCCCCGACCACGAAUGUUCGCAAAUUAUCAAAGAGUUCAGCCUGGUGUUCUCGAAUCACUUGCAUUCCAAUCUUCAAUUGAAUGAGAAGAUGGAUAAGAUCAAGUUGAGUUUGUCGUUUGUUAACGAGCGCGAAAAGAAGCAGAAGGAGUUGCUCCAUGCGAAAUUCAAGUUGGAGAAACAGUUGAAGGACAGCAAGAGCAAAUACGGCCCAAAGGCGUCGUCGACCAUUUUGAUCAAUGAGAAAUUGGAGGAAGUGGAGUGCAGCUUGCAAGUGGUUGAACAGCAGUUUAUUAGAUCAAUCUCGAACGACCUCAGGGAAAGUUUAAUCGAUUACAUCUACACUUUGAGUGCAACUGCGAGAAGAAUGAGUGAGAUUGGCGAAGAUUUCCUUGAGUGCUUAAAUGGCGAUCAGGGGAAUAUCGUCAAUGGCAUCAGCAACAUCUUGGGCGAUGAAAUCGCCCGAGUUUCACCGAUGAAGUAUUCUAAAAUCGGCACCGUCAAGAAAAAAUACCCGAGUCCCUAUACUGAAGCGGACCAGGUCAAGUUGCGCGGAUACGAGUUACCCACGCCACAAUCCGUGUGCAUUGAAUGUAAGAAACAGACUCCCUGUAUCCACACCGACGUGCAUCAACAACAGCAGCAACAGCAACAGCAGCAGCAACAGCAACAGCAGCAACAGCAACAGCAACAGCAACUGCAUUCUAACCCCAGCACCACCCUGCCAUUACGUCCUAGUGUCCCGCAAACUCACCAGUCAGCCGCGAUAUCGCGCACUCAAACCACAAGAGAGCAACAUUCGAGCACCAGACAAGCGUUAGCUAAGGACACCACGGACGAACCAUACGGGAACACCACGUUCCGCGCUGAGCACAUGAGAGAUAUUUCGCUAAUAAGCAGUGACCACUGGAACUGA